CCAAUGAAAAACCAUUAGAAUAUCACAAUUAAAUUUGCCCUCAACAGAUUUUUCUCUUAUUAUCAUUUUGCAUCGGCAGAAAAAUGGCUUGGAAUUACAACUUAUCCUCCAUCUUAUUGCUUGCAUUUCUCUGCUUUAUGCAUGAGCAAAUGAUAACCACUACAAUUGCAGAAUUCCCAAAUGCUCAAACCUGGUCAAGGAUCGGGAUUCCUAGUUUCUCAAAGCCCUCGACUCCUACUUUUUCAAAACCAGAGAUCCCUAAUUUCUCAAAGCCCGAGAUUCCUAGUUUCUCAAAACCAGCAAUCCCUAGUUUCUCCCAGAUACCUAGUUUCUCAAAGCCUGAGACCCCUAGUUUUUCGAAACCUGAGAUCCCUAGUUUCUCCAAGCCCUCCACCCCUAGUUUCUCAAAGCCACAAACCCCUAGCGUCUCAAAGCCAUCGACCCCUGGUUUUUCCAUGCCCCAGAUUCCUAGUUUCUCAAAGCCGCCGACACCUAGUUUCUCAAAGCCAUCGACUCCUAGGUUCUCCAUGCCCCGGAUAAUCCCUAGUUUGUCAAAGCCCGAGACUCCUAAUUUUUCAAAACCCCAAACUCCUAGUUUCUCAUCAAAGCCCGAGCUACCAGGUGUGUCAAAGCCUCAGAUCCCAAGUGUGCAAAAGUCAGAAGUUCCAAAAUCGUCUAAACCAACAUUGUCAACUUCUCCAUGAGUAACUACGGGUGUUCAUAUGCCAUGAUUAUUGCUGGCUAACAGAUGAAUUAGAUUAUGCAUAUGGGUGGAUUGCAAAUGGGUUAAAUGAGAAUGGUAAAAUGUUUGGCUCCUCGGUAUUUCUUGCGAAUAAAAAAAUGGGUUGAAUGAUGGAUAAUGAGAAUAUUCAUAUGUUAUCUACUCAUAUGUUGUACAAGACUAAAAUAUACCAUCAAAUAAAGCCAGUUGCUUUCUUUA
Messenger RNA from Capsicum annuum, 940 nucleotides. RefSeq names its product protein PELPK1-like. The transcript has a single exon. Bases 84 to 704 code for a protein of 206 amino acids. The record is from RefSeq and is a predicted model, not a curated record. NCBI's taxonomy places the organism in Eukaryota, Viridiplantae, Streptophyta, Magnoliopsida, Solanales, Solanaceae.